This is a messenger RNA of Terrapene triunguis (Three-toed box turtle), 2673 nucleotides long. It is a transcript of the gene CCDC78, whose product is annotated as coiled-coil domain containing 78. Gene Ontology annotation, cellular component: cytoplasm. The transcript is spliced from 14 exons. Lineage: Eukaryota; Metazoa; Chordata; Testudines; Emydidae. Bases 1 to 1599 code for a protein of 532 amino acids. The record is from RefSeq and is a predicted model, not a curated record.
AUGGGGGAGGGUAAGAGGACAGGGAGGCAGGCCGCCGCGGCCUACCAACGGGUCCGCCUCUUCUGUGACUCCUUAAUCGCCUACGGGAUUUCUAAGGACCUCAUUGAUCUCCAGAUCGAGAGAAACAAAAUGAGAGAGCAGUAUGAGGCAGAGAACUUUGAACUGAAAAAUAUGAUCCUGACCCUGGAGAACCAUAUUCUGGAGUUGGAGCUCCAUGAUGAGAAGGUCACUGGGGAGCAUGAUGCCCUACAGGAACGCCUGCACACUGUGGAGACCAAUCGCAAGGAGCUGGCUGAUGAGUACAUCAUUCUGAAAAGCAAUUAUAUGGCCCUGGGCAAAGAACAUGAACAGGAGGUUGCUAAGAAUGAAGAGCUGAGCAUAGAGCUGCUAAACCUGGUCAACACCAGGAGCUCCCUUCCUCAGUCAUGGAGUAACAACUCCCCGUCCCAAGCGCUGGCCAAUGAAACCUCGGCCGAGCUGGAAAGGAUGCGGGCUGUGGUCCACCGCCUCUCUGCCCGGAAAGUGAAGCCAGAAGAUAUAGUUGCCUCUGAACACGAACGUCAAAAACUGGAGAGACAUAUGCUUGGAAACCAGGAUCACAUAAAAGCUGAGAUUGAAAAGAUGAAGCAAACGUACGACUCUCAGCAACAGAAGCUGGAACAGAGAGUGGUGGCAAUGGGGAAGGAGCUGCAGCAGUCCAAGAGAGUGAUUCGCAAUACUCAGCACAAACUGGUGGAGCAGUCAGUGGUGCUGCUCACCUCUCAGAGCCAGCUCAAAGAGGUGGAGGUUGAGAAUUCCCAACUGCAACUUCAGCUGAAGGAACUGAAUGAGGAAUAUCGCUGUCGUCUUACUCAGUACAUCAAGGACCUGGCGGAAUAUAUGGACAGUAAAUCAAAUGCUUCUAAGGUGCCUAACAAAGUACCAGCUGACCAUGCUUACAUGAAGCGCUUUGUGGAUGGCAUGCUGAAGGACAUUCGGGCUGCCCAUAAAUCUCGGGAGGAGCAGCUGGCUGGAGCUGUGCGUGGUUACAAGAAGCGCAUGCAGAACCUUGUCAAGAGGCAUGAAAACCUGCUGAUUGCUUAUAGGAUGCAGCGUGAGCAGAUCCAGUCUCAGGGCAGCAGCGAGAUGGACCCAGGCCCUCCUGAGUUCCAUUUCACCAUCACAGAUUCUGAGCUACUGACAAGCACAACCCAGGAGCUAAACCAGCUGCGAGAGGACAAAGCAAAACUAGAGAGACAGCUGCAUGAACUGCAGGAGAAGAAAAGACUGAGUGAAAGCUCUGCGCUAGGACCAUCUCUUCACCACAAGCUGGAUGAGGAGGGCUGGGCAGAGAUCAGGAAGCAGCUCCGGGAGUUCACACAUACCACGCAGGAAGAUCUGGAGAAGGAGAGAAGCCAGCUGCUGACUCAGGCAAUUGUGGCAGAAGAGCAGGUGCUGGAGCUGCAGGAAUAUGUAGAUAAGCAUCUUGCAAGGUACAAGCAGGAGAUCCUGAGGUUAAGGAAACUUAUAGGGAGCGAGGCACCCAGAGCAUUCAGUGCUGGGGCUUCUGAUGCUCACUUAAUGCAGAGAUCCAAAAGGACCAUCAGCCAUGAACUGUAGCUUUUGCCAUGGCCCUGACAAGCAGCAGUCAUUAGUUCAUCAUAGGAAAGACAAGGACGUAAAACUGAGUGGCUGCCUGGCUGUAAUAGUCAGUGCUCUGUCACACCAAGAGAUAAUCCACUCCAGCGAGUGCUCUUCAUACUGGGGCCCUCUUACUAGAGGACUAGGACUUGCUGAGAAGGAAAUCAGCAGUAUACAUUUGACCCUACAGAGGUAAAUAAAUUUACUAAAAUCAGAUCAAAACUCAGUGCUUUGUUCCCCCUUUAUCUUGUUUUGUGAGGUUUCCCUCCCUCCAGCAGACCAUAAAGAUUUCCCUUUCAUUGCAGAAGUGCUCAGUAGCUGCAGAGCACCACUGCUGGUACCUCAGGGUGGUGCAGCACCAGAGUGGGUUGAACCAGCACCCAAACUUAGUCUACUGCAGAGCUGGUGGACUCAGCUUACUAUGCACCUGAAUUAAGAAGUUCCCUUCACCUUCUGCUAGACAGUUGCCCUUACCAUUGUAACAGUUGCAAAGUGCUGUGCUUCACCGGUGCUAACUCCCACCACCUCACCCCUGUCUGAGCUGGAGAGGAGUAGAGGUAGGGUUCAGGUUAGGAUUUGAGCUCAGCUGCUCUUAUGGACAGGGCACUGAGGAGACUUUACAGCUCUGCACUCACGGUGAGUUGUUCCAUGGAGAAGGACCUGCUGGGUGGUGACUAUGUGAGGAGGACCUACAGGGAAUUGAUGAUCAGGGAGAAAGAGAGAGCUGGAGAAGCUGCAUUACUGAGCCUUCCUCCCAGGGAAUUCUGAACACAGUCCAGAAUGGCUCUGUCUACGGUGAGGGGCAGGCAUCACCCCAGCCCUGCCCUGCCAGAAGGAUGAACCGAGUCCUACAGCCCUUUUAUUGUUAGAAAAUGAAUUGCAAAUCUAUUAAGAAGAGAAAUGAGUUAUUUUAAACAAGAAUCAAAGAUUCAGCUCUUGAGUCUUGUGACAGUUCUUUGGGGAUUUCCAGCCCAAGUCCCCAGUUCAAAGGCUGUCCAGGAUUCUGGUUCUAGGGGAGCCAGAGCAUGUGGGGUAAAGUCUGACAAAUCAUCA